GACUAAAUUACGAAAAGAUCCUAAACAUCACCGCAGACAAUUGGCAUUGGACCAGGAAUAUUUUGAUACACAUUCGCAUUCAAUUUUUGAAGGACCGAAACGUUCCUCACUCAGCACUCGGACUCCGAGUCGAAUGACCUGAAAACCAUGGCUUAUCAACACCUUGACUUAGUAAUGUUGUUCGCAUUAUAUAUAGACAGAGAUUUGGCACGCCAUGCCGAUAUUCCAUCUUCUCUGUCCACUCUCAACUAUCUGCCAUGUCCACGACGAUAGCAAACAAACCUUUCCCUGGUAUCUCGUACUUUACACCUGCUCAAGUUCCUGCUGCAGGGGCUGCAUUCGACCCUCAACCAGACGGGAAGCCCAUCCCGAAGUUAUUUCAGCCUCUUAAGAUUCGCGGGACCACGUUUCACAACCGUAUAUUCCUAUCACCCUUGUGCCAGUACUCAGCAGACGAUGGGCACUUGACGGCCUGGCAUCUAGCCCAUCUGGGUGGGAUAUUCACGCGUGGACCGGGUCUAACAAUCAUAGAAGCAACUGCCGUCCUGCCCGAAGGUCGCAUCACUCCUGAGGAUUCCGGCCUCUGGAAAGACAGCCAGAUUGAACCUCUUCGGAAGAUUGUCGAAUUUGCGCACUCGCAGAACCAGAAAGUGGGCAUCCAAUUGGCUCACGCUGGCCGAAAAGCUACGACAGUCGCUCCAUGGCUCCACCCUCGACUUGUUGCAACUGAGAUUGUAGGAGGGUGGCCGAACGACGUAUAUGGUCCUUCGGCGGUACCUUUUGACGAUGACUGCCCCACCCCGAAGGAGCUCACUAAGGAGGGAAUCGAUGCCGUCGUUGUCGCUUUCGUUGCUGCAGCGAAAAGGGCACUACGAGCAGGUGUUGACGUUAUUGAGAUCCAUAAUGCACAUGGAUAUCUACUGUCCAGUUUCUUGAGUCCGGCAUCCAACAAACGAACAGAUGAGUAUGGAGGCUCGUUCGAAAAUCGCAUUCGACUGACUCUUCGAGUUGUCGAUGCUGUCCGUGCGGUCAUCCCUGAAGAUAUGCCGCUCUUCUUGAGGGUAUCAGCAACUGACUGGCUUGAGGAAGCACUUCCCGAUGAGCCAUCAUGGCGCGUAGAAGAUACGGUUAAACUUGCAGGAAUUUUGGCCGACCAUGGCGUAGACUUUCUAGAUGUAUCCAGCGGUGGAAAUCACACGAAGCAGGCGUUUAAGGGUGUUGGAGCGUUUCAAGCACCAUUUGCGCAUGCAGUUAAACAGUCUGUGGGCGAUAAACUGAUUGUGGGGGCGGUUGGAUUCAUCACGGACGGUCAUAUUGCCCAGGACAUUUUGGAUAAAGGACAGGCAGACGCCGUCCUUGUAGGACGACAGUUCCAGAAGAACCCAGCUAGUGUUUGGGCAUUCGCAAGCGAUCUCGAAGUAAGUAUCAAAAUCGCUCAUCAGAUAGAGUGGGGUUUUGCAGGAAGGGGAGGAGGGCAACGCAAGAGACUUGAGUGGUAGAUUCCUGUGUAUGUUUUCUGUGGGCUUAUAAUUGAUACCAACGUAGGAACAGAAUCAAAUUCAAAUUGUAGAAUAAUGUUUGGCAGUUUUCUUUGUGUCUGGUCGAUGUAGGAUUGGUGCGCUUUCUCUAAAAUCAUUUUCGUGUGUCC
Molecule: messenger RNA, 1648 nt
Organism: Serpula lacrymans var. lacrymans S7.9
Lineage: Eukaryota; Fungi; Basidiomycota; Agaricomycetes; Boletales; Serpulaceae
Exons: 5
Coding region: 258-1499 (413 amino acids)
Cellular component (GO): intracellular anatomical structure
Molecular function (GO): NADPH dehydrogenase activity; FMN binding; NADP binding
Source: RefSeq, a predicted model, not a curated record